AUGGACACUCUAUCCACAGUACCAAUUGAGAUACGUCGUUUCGCCGACUACGUUGACAAUCACCUCGAGAAUGUCGCAAACAAUAUCCGUGAAGCCCUCUCGUCCUCGCAAUGGCUUCCCGAGUCUGCACGUCCGAGCCCCCCUCCGCCGCCGCCACGAGCCUUCCGAGUCCCGAUGCCAUCCUCCUCCUCAUCCAUCUAUGCACAGGUCCAGCGCUGGAUCUUGAAAAACAAGAUUCUCACUGCAGUUAUCGUCAUUACCGUUGGCGGUGCAAUAUACCACGUAAUAAGGCGGAAUUCGAAGAGCAAGAAGCGCAGGGCGAAGCGCGCAAGCAAUGGCGCCAGACUCGAGGUUGUGGUGGUAGCUGGAUCACCAAGUGAGCCCAUCACCAGAUCUAUUGCGCAGGAUCUAGAACGAAGAGGGUUUGUUGUGUACAUUGUAUGCAACACCAUCGAGGAGGAGGUGCUGGUACAAAACGAGUCCCGUCCAGACAUCAAGCCUCUGAUGGUUGAUAUUUUGGAUCCCUCGAGCGCCCGCGCUUCGAUCGACCGCUUCGAAGCACACCUUCGAUCACCACACUCUCCUUUCCAAGGCGCUAAAUCCCACCACUUAACCUUCCGCUCCCUCCUCUUAAUUCCAUCAACAACCUACCCCUCCUCCCCUAUCGCCGCUCUCUCCCCAACAACCGUCUCCGACCUCCUUAACACCCGUCUCUUGACACCGAUCCUGACCCUCCAAUCCUUUCUCCCGCUCCUCCAAAUCCUCCCUCUCUCCCACCCACACUCCAACCCCAACUCCGGGCCCCCAGUCAAGCCCUCAGUGCUGGUCCUCACUCCCUCUAUAAUCUCCUCCCUGAGUCCCGCCUUCCACGCCCCUGAAUCCCUGAUCAAUUCAGCCCUCACAUCAUUAUCAUCCGUCCUAAGCGCCGAGCUCUCGCCCUUAAAGAUCCCAGUAACGCACCUUCAACUCGGAACCUUCGACCUCUCCGCCUUCGCACCACACUCCCGCACCCAUGCCGCCACGUCCUCCGCGCAGCGCGCAGAGACGCUCCAGUGGGAGCACAGCACCCGUCUCGCCUAUGCAAAGAACUACGUUGCCUCCACGUCCGGCUCUUCCUCCCCCUCCGCCUCCUCGCUCUCCAGAGUCGGCAAAGGGAGUUCCCUGCGCGAACUCAACAACGCCGUGUUCGACGCCAUGAUUUAUGGGAAGGGGGGCGUGGUCCGAGUCGGCGUGGGGAGCUCGCUGUAUGGAUUCGUGGGUGCCUGGGUGCCGCGUGGCUUGGUCGGCUGGAUGAUGGGCGUUAGGAGGGUAGACGCGAAGGGGAGUAGAACGGAGUUUGGACGCGGACAGCAGCCGCAGGGGCUGAUUAUGGAUCGGGCUGAAGACGAGGAUGGGAAUGUCAAGGGUUUUGCGACGGGGGACGAGGGGAAGAAGGGGUGCGGAUGUGGUGCUAAGCAUCCCAAGGGGUUUACGCACGAUGAGGAUGGUGGAUAUAUUUCUGUGUAUGGGGAGCAGGACGAUGAGGAAUCGGGGAAGGGGCAUGGAUUUUAG
Messenger RNA from Drepanopeziza brunnea f. sp. 'multigermtubi' MB_m1, 1551 nucleotides. RefSeq lists its product as uncharacterized. The record is from RefSeq and is a predicted model, not a curated record. Lineage: Eukaryota; Fungi; Ascomycota; Leotiomycetes; Helotiales; Drepanopezizaceae.